Molecule: messenger RNA, 1156 nt
Organism: Lacerta agilis (Sand lizard)
Lineage: Eukaryota; Metazoa; Chordata; Lepidosauria; Squamata; Lacertidae
Gene: C4HXorf58
Product: chromosome 4 CXorf58 homolog
Exons: 8
Coding region: 97-1128 (343 amino acids)
Source: RefSeq, a predicted model, not a curated record
UGGCUUCCUGUCGCGUUGCGCGUCCCUGUUGCUAGGCGACAGGCGAAAGGAGUUCGACUGCGGCGCCUGCGGGCUCUUGAGUCGAGGCUGGCCACGAUGUUGAGCAGGAGCUCUCGCUUUGCAGGAAGUAAGAAUGACAGCAGAGCAAAGAGGAGGGCUCAUCCUGACACAGCAGCAAAAAUUAUUCAGAAGGCAUGGUGGAGUCACACAAGGAUACGGUUGUAUAGACUGAUGAGACAUACAAUUCGGGCAGCGGAGUACUGCAUUACCCAUGAUAUUUUGAAAAGAGUGUGUCCUUUGGAGGCUGAACUUCUUAAAGACCCUACUCUUAGGUGCAGAGUUCGAUUCAGAUUAGCUGGAUCUGAUUUUCCCCCUUUCGUUGUGUUCAAGAUAUUUUGCAAGUCAAGAGACCAAAACACCCAUUACAUCACUGGGAAAAGCGUAAUAACAGCAACAAGUGAGGCGGCUGUUGAUGCUUGCAAGUUAAUGGGAUAUCGGACGUAUUAUAAUCAGAUAUUGCAGGAUGAACUUCAGCAUAAGAAAUACGGAAUAACAGAGGAGUUGGAUGUGGCUACAAUAAGAGACCACAUACAAUAUAGCAAUCUCAUGGAUGAGGUUCCAGCAUGCUAUGGUGGCAGACAUAACUGCUGGAGAAGGCUGUCUUUACAUGAUUUUCCCAGAUCAAUGAUUGUGUAUGACAUCAUGGACUAUGCACAGUCUGGGAAGCUAUCUACCAGACUUAGGAUGGAAUUGCCAUUUCUGCUGCUGAGGCCACAGAAUGAAGAAACAUGUCGUGCUCAAAUCAUGGCUAUUUGUCAAAUCAGAUGUCCACAACAAAUUCCCACAAUUGCAAAACUCUCAAAACUGAUUAUAAAAUCAGCACAUAAAACUGGGCGUCGCUCUUACCAAGCUCAGAAGAAGAAUGCAAAAAUGAGAAAGGCUUAUAGCCUUGGGAAACAAAGAGAGAUGCUGAGAACUUCAUCAUUGUUAAGUGAUCAUUCAGACUCCACAGUCACUGAAGAGUCAAGCCAUGAAAGUAUUUUGUCAGAUGAAGACUGGGAGCACGAGGCAGUGAAGCUAUACGACUGGUCCAGAUCCCUACGAGUGGAAGAUAUUGGGGGAGACUAACCCAUGAUAAAACUUAUGUUCCCUUCCA